GGCGGGAAGGAGGCCUGGCGGCCGUUGAGAGCGAGAGACAGACAGAGAGAGAGACUGACCGGCUCCUCACACAACACCAGUCGCCAUGGCGCAGAUACUGCCCAUCCGCUUCCAGGAGCAUCUCCAGCUCCAAAACCAAGGAGUGAAUCCAGCCAACAUAGGGUUCAGUACCCUUACCAUGGAAUCUGAUAAAUUCAUCUGCAUCCGUGAGAAGGUGGGUGAACAGGCCCAGGUUGUUGUCAUUGAUCUAAGUGACCCAACAAAUCCCAUCAGACGUCCAAUAUCUGCAGACAGCGUCAUUAUGAACCCAGCCAGCAAAGUGAUUGCUCUGAAAGAUGCUGGGAAAACCCUUCAGAUCUUUAACAUUGAGAUGAAGAGUAAAGUGAAAGCGCACACAAUGACAGAAGAAGUGAUGUUCUGGAAGUGGAUCUCUGUGAACACUGUCGCCCUGGUAACUGAGACUGCGGUCUUCCAUUGGAGCAUGGAAGGCGACUCUCAGCCGCAGAAGAUGUUUGACAGACACGCAAGUUUGGCGGGUUGCCAGGUCAUUAACUACAGGACAGACCAUCAGCAGAAGUGGUUGCUUCUAAUCGGAAUUUCUGCUCAGCAAAAUCGGGUGGUGGGAGCAAUGCAGCUGUAUUCAGUGGAGAGGAAGGUCUCCCAGCCUAUUGAGGGGCAUGCUGCAGCUUUCGCUGACUUCAAGACCGAAGAGAAUCCAGCACCAUCGACCCUAUUCUGCUUUGCUGUCCGCAGCCAAGCUGGAGGGAAGCUGCAUAUAAUAGAAGUGGGGCAGCCACCGGCUGGGAAUCAGCCUUUCUCAAAGAAAGCAGUGGAUGUGUUUUUCCCUCCCGAAGCUCAGACUGAUUUCCCAGUAGCAAUGCAGAUUGGAGCUAAGCAUGGCGUUAUAUACUUGAUCACCAAGUAUGGCUACAUCCACCUGUAUGACCUGGAGUCUGGUGCUUGCAUCUACAUGAAUCGUAUCAGUGCAGAGACCAUUUUUGUGACCGCUCCUCACGAACCUACUUCUGGGAUUAUUGGAGUCAACAAGAAAGGGCAGGUGCUGUCUGUCUGUGUGGAGGAAGAAAACAUUGUCAAUUAUGCCACUAAUGUGCUCCAGAAUCCUGACUUGGCCUUGCGUAUGGCUGUGAGAAGCAAUCUGGCUGGUGCUGAGGAGCUCUUUGCUCGAAAAUUUAACACCUUGUUUGCACAGGGAAGCUAUUCAGAAGCUGCUAAAGUGGCAGCAUCUGCACCAAAGGGUAUUCUGCGUACUCCUGACACAAUCAGGAAAUUCCAGACUGUGCCAGCCCAGCCAGGGCAAGCUUCCCCUCUGCUGCAGUAUUUCGGAAUUCUCCUUGAUCAGGGACAGCUGAACAAGUUCGAAUCGCUGGAGCUCUGCCGGCCAGUCCUGCAACAGGGCCGCAAGCAACUGCUGGAAAAGUGGCUGAAAGAAGAUAAGUUGGAGUGUUCAGAAGAGCUUGGAGACCUGGUGAAGACCGCAGACCCUACCCUGGCUUUAAGUGUCUAUCUUCGAGCCAAUGUGCCAAACAAGGUCAUACAAUGCUUUGCAGAGACUGGACAAUUCCAGAAAAUUGUUCUUUAUGCAAAGAAGGUUGGUUACACUCCAGACUGGGUCUUUCUCCUGAGAAAUGUCAUGCGGGUCAGCCCAGACCAAGGGCUCCAAUUUGCUCAGAUGCUUGUUCAGGACGAUGAGCCUCUCGCUAACAUCAAUCAGAUUGUGGAUGUUUUUAUGGAGAACAACCUAAUCCAACAAUGCACGUCUUUCCUGUUGGACGCAUUGAAAAAUAACAGGCCAUCGGAGGGCCACCUGCAGACUCGUCUCCUUGAAAUGAAUCUGAUUCAUGCACCCCAGGUCGCUGAUGCAAUCCUUGGGAACCAGAUGUUCACCCACUAUGACCGUGCCCACAUUGCACAGCUGUGUGAGAAGGCAGGCCUACUGCAGAGGGCUCUAGAGCACUACACUGAUCUGUACGACAUUAAGCGAGCAGUUGUCCACACUCACCUUCUGAACCCUGAGUGGCUUGUGAACUUUUUUGGUGCCUUAUCAGUGGAGGAUUCUCUAGAGUGCCUGCGUGCUAUGUUGUCCUCUAAUAUUCGCCAGAAUUUGCAGCUCUGUGUGCAGGUAGCAUCCAAGUACCAUGAACAGCUUGGCACCCAAUCCUUGGUAGAGCUUUUUGAGUCCUUCAAGAGCUAUGAAGGGCUCUUCUAUUUUCUCGGAUCCAUUGUGAACUUCAGCCAGGAACCGGAUGUUCACUUUAAGUACAUUCAGGCUGCCUGCAAGACAGGGCAGAUCAAGGAGGUUGAGCGUAUAUGUCGUGAGAGCAACUGCUACGAUUCGGACCGUGUGAAGAACUUCUUAAAGGAAGCCAAGUUGACAGAUCAGCUCCCGCUGAUCAUUGUGUGCGACCGAUUCGACUUUGUCCACGACCUGGUUCUGUAUCUCUAUCGCAACAACCUGCAGAAGUACAUUGAGAUCUAUGUUCAGAAGGUGAACCCAAGCCGACUGCCAGUGGUGAUCGGUGGCCUGCUCGAUGUGGACUGCUCAGAAGAUGUCAUUAAAAACCUCAUCACUGUUGUCCGCGGGCAGUUUUCCACUGAUGAACUAGUGGCUGAAGUGGAGAAGAGAAACAGGUUAAAGCUGCUGCUCCCGUGGUUGGAAGCCAGAAUUCACGAAGGUUGUGAGGAGCCUGCUACCCACAAUGCUUUGGCUAAGAUCUACAUCGACAGCAACAACAACCCUGAACGCUUCCUACGUGACAACCCUUUCUAUGACAGCCGUGUGGUCGGUAAAUACUGUGAGAAGAGAGACCCGCACUUGGCCUGUGUUGCUUACGAAAGGGGUCAGUGCGACCUGGAGCUUAUCAUGGUUUGCAAUGAAAAUUCUCUCUUCAAAAGUGAGGCUCGAUAUCUUGUGCGGAGGAAGGAUCCAGACCUUUGGGCUAGCGUCCUGGAAGAGAACAAUCCCUACAGGCGCCAACUGAUUGACCAGGUUGUACAGACGGCACUGUCAGAGACACAGGAUCCAGAGGAAGUGUCUGUUACCGUGAAGGCGUUUAUGACUGCAGACCUGCCAAAUGAGCUGAUUGAACUGCUGGAGAAGAUAGUGUUGGACAACAAUGUGUUUAGUGAGCACAGGAACCUGCAGAACCUCCUGAUUCUCACAGCUAUUAAAGCAGAUCGUACCCGUGUUAUGGAGUAUAUCAAUCGCCUGGACAACUACGAUGCCCCUGAUAUUGCCAACAUCGCCAUUAGUAACGAACUCUUCGAAGAGGCCUUCGCAAUCUUCCGAAAGUUUGACGUGAAUACCUCCGCAGUGCAGGUUUUGAUUGAGCACAUUGGGAACCUCGAUCGUGCCUAUGAGUUUGCAGAGCGUUGCAAUGAGCCAGCUGUGUGGAGUCAACUAGCCAGGGCACAGCUGCAGAAGGACAUGGUGAAAGAGGCCAUUGACUCCUACAUCACUGAUGACCCGUCCGCCUACAUGGAGGUUGUCAAAGCAGCCAACAAGAACAAUAACUGGGAGGAUCUGGUGAAGUUUCUGCAAAUGGCUAGAAAGAAAGCCAAGGAAUCCUACGUGGAGACUGAGCUGAUAUUUGCUUUGGCGAAAACUAACCGUCUCUCUGAACUGGAGGAGUUUGUUAAUGGGCCCAACAAUGCCCACAUUCAGCAAGUUGGUGAUCGCUGCUAUGAGGAUGGCAUGUACGACGCAGCCAAGCUGCUUUACAACAACGUCUCCAACUUUGCCCGUCUGGCCUCCACUCUGGUCCACCUGGGAGAGUAUCAGGCCGCUGUGGACAGUGCUCGCAAAGCCAAUAGCACCAGGACUUGGAAAGAGGUCUGUUUUGCGUGUGUAGACGGCCAGGAAUUCCGCCUGGCCCAGUUAUGUGGCCUGCACAUCGUCAUCCAUGCAGAUGAGCUGGAGGAGCUGAUCAGUUACUACCAGGAUCGUGGCUACUUUGAGGAGCUGAUCUCUCUGCUGGAGGCAGCAUUGGGCUUGGAGCGGGCUCACAUGGGAAUGUUCACGGAGCUGGCCAUCCUGUACUCUAAGUUUAAGCCUCAGAAGAUGAGAGAGCACUUGGAACUCUUCUGGUCCAGAGUCAACAUUCCCAAGGUCCUGCGGGCUGCAGAGCAAGCCCAUCUGUGGGCUGAGCUAGUCUUUCUGUAUGAGAAAUAUGAGGAGUACGACAAUGCAAUCAUCACUAUGAUGAGUCACCCAACAGACGCUUGGAAGGAAGGACAAUUCAAGGACAUUAUUGCAAAGGUGGCAAAUGUAGAGUUGUAUUACAAAGCUCUGCAGUUCUAUUUAGACUUCAAGCCGUUGUUGAUCAACGAUCUCUUGAUGGUCUUGUCACCACGUCUGGACCAUACCAGGGCAGUCACGUUUUUCAGUAAGGCAAAUCAGUUGCAGCACAUUAAACCAUACUUGCGUUCAGUCCAGAGUCACAACAACAAAUCUGUGAACGAAGCUCUCAACAACCUACUGACCGAAGAGGAAGAUUACCAGGGCUUGCGAACGUCCAUCGAUGCCUACGAUAACUUUGACAACAUUAGCUUAGCCCAGCGCCUGGAGAAGCACGAAUUGAUUGAAUUCAGGCGCAUUGCCGCUUACCUCUACAAAGGCAACAAUCGCUGGAAACAAAGCGUGGAGCUGUGCAAGAAAGACCGUCUGUACAAGGACGCCAUGCAAUACGCAGCCGAAUCCAAGGACACCGAGCUCUCGGAGAAACUGCUGCAGUGGUUCCUGGAAGAGGAGAAACGCGAGUGCUUUGCCUCCUGCCUGUUCACCUGCUACGACAUGUUACGGCCAGAUGUGGUUCUGGAGCUCUCUUGGAGGCACAACAUCAUGGACUUUGCAAUGCCUUACUUUAUUCAAGUCAUGAGGGAAUACCUUACCAAAGUGGACAAACUCGACGCUUCAGAUUCUUUACGGAAGGAGGAAGAACAAGUGACGGAACCAGCCCCACUUGUAUUUGGUCAGCAGUUGAUGUUGACGGCAGGCACCACUCCAGUUCCCCCUCAACCCGGUUAUGCGUAUGGUUACACCCCUGGUUACCCCCAGCCUGCCUAUGGCUAUAACAUGUAGAUGUCAUCAGUCUUCAGCAAUACCCUUGCUUUAUUACCCUCUUCCCCCACCGCUCCCCAAUUCCCUCCUCCCAAGUCUUCAUGGAAUUGUAUGCCCUCUCCGUAUAGCUGAACACUCCCUCCCUCCCUCCCUCCCUCUGCCGCAUGAAGAUUUAUAAAGGACUUCUUGUUGCUGUUAUUUAUUAUUACAUUGUUACAUUUCAACUUUCAGAGUGUGUAGCUUUUUUUAAUUGUAUUUAGGAAAGUUUAAAAAGGCACUGACUUGAGUUAGAUGAAGACUAGUAUUAUUAACUGGUUUAUCGAAUUUGGUAAAUUUUUUCCGCUAGAUCGAGCCGCCUUUAUAAAGUCGGCAGCUCUUUAGUGCAAUGUACGGACUGUGUAAUGUACAGUUUAACCUUAGUUUAACACACGAUAAUGAUACGAAUAAAAAAAGGUAGCGUUUAAAUAUUGCCUGUGGAGUUUGACCUUACUGAAGGAGGUGCUGCGUUACUGCUGGUAUCUGCAUGUGUUGCCAAAUUAUUCUUAUGGAACGCGAACGAUGGAGGUUGGAAGGAGCACACACAAACAUUGCUUUAUUGGCACAGCACUGAACUUGGGUCUGGGCUCCUCACACAACAAAAGGGUUGGGUUUCUAUCAGAGGGAACUUUCAUGUGAAUUGCACCCUGAAAUGUCAAAGUGGGUGUAUGUGUAUGUGUGCCACUAUUCGAUUUAAUAGCCACCAUUUUAUGUACCUAAUGUAAAAUUUAUGAUAAGUUUAAAAUCAUGCAUAUUGGGUCUGAUAAGACUGUAAACCGAAUGUCAGUCAUCGAUGUGUGGUUGAAGUCUUUGUGUAUUUUUUUUCUUCGAUCUUGAACAAGGCACAUCUGGCUGUUCGACUGUCGUCAAGCAGGGUUUAGUGGGGCUGCUGGGGACCACGUAACGAUUGAGUGAGCGUGGGGUUAGUCUGAUAACAAACAAGGAUGGUCAUGCAGGUGGCAAAGAGUUGAGAGGAAAUUGUGCUGUUUAUAAUGGAUAAAUCUUAUAUGGAAGGUAUUGUUAAUGCUAUGACUGUACAAGUUCACUAAUGGAUGUGCAUUUGACUUCCCCUUGCUACCCACACAUGUCAUGCCAUCGGAAGGAUAAAUAAAGUUUACAGUUCUCAUUA
Messenger RNA from Callorhinchus milii (elephant shark), 6242 nucleotides. RefSeq names its product clathrin, heavy chain-like 1 (gene cltcl1). Gene Ontology annotation, cellular component: extracellular exosome; clathrin-coated endocytic vesicle; clathrin coat of coated pit. Gene Ontology annotation, molecular function: clathrin light chain binding; structural molecule activity. Gene Ontology annotation, biological process: intracellular protein transport; receptor-mediated endocytosis. Lineage: Eukaryota; Metazoa; Chordata; Chondrichthyes; Chimaeriformes; Callorhinchidae. The record is from RefSeq and is a predicted model, not a curated record.